Messenger RNA from Zygotorulaspora mrakii, 1449 nucleotides. It is a transcript of the gene RIT1, whose product is annotated as tRNA A64-2'-O-ribosylphosphate transferase. The coding region runs from base 1 to 1449 and encodes 482 amino acids. Gene Ontology annotation, molecular function: tRNA adenosine(64)-2'-O-ribosylphosphate transferase activity. The record is from RefSeq and is a predicted model, not a curated record. The transcript has a single exon. Gene Ontology annotation, biological process: charged-tRNA amino acid modification. Gene Ontology annotation, cellular component: cytoplasm. Lineage: Eukaryota; Fungi; Ascomycota; Saccharomycetes; Saccharomycetales; Saccharomycetaceae.
AUGGACGAAGGUAUACUUUCAUCGUUGAGUGACGUUAAUAAAGAUCUCAAGAAAGAAUACAAAUCAUUCAGAAAUAGGAUCCAAAGUAUACUGCUGGACAAUGCGUUUUUGAAAAAGAGUGUCAUACCCAGAUUCCCAGAUUUCCCCCUGGUUCCGAAUGAGAGAUGUGGACUAUGGUAUUGUGAUCCUAGCGACUUUACCAGGACUUCUUAUUUCAAAAGUACCGAUGGACACGUAAACAUGUGGGAUUUUAGUACCAGAAGGUUAAAUUUCCAUAUUCUGCCUCUGAUCGAAGAAAAGAACGGACUCAUAAUUGUAGACAGCACAAGACGUGGUAAGACUAUGCCUGAUGCACUCAGCAAAACUGUCCCCAUUUGGUGCGCUGUGUUGAAUACGCUCAUGGUGGAAUCAAGUCCUCAGAAGGUCGACAGACAGGUUCUUUUUUUACCUCCUGGAAUAUUAACGGUGUCUGAAUGUGACAGAAUUAGCAAGCGAAUUCCUGAAUUGGUUGAUAAGCUUAAGAGAAUUGAUGUUAUUGAUGGAAAAACAUUGUACCAGCGAUUUAACGGUCGCCUUCUGCGACCCCUCUGGGUCUUUCCAGGAUCUCCGUUACUUCAAGCGUCGACAGACCCAUUCACAGGCCGGAUAGUACAAGAAAAAUGGGAAACUGCAGAAGACGAAAGAAUCAUCCCUAUUGUAUUAUGCACAGUAAGUUAUAAGGCUCAAGAUGGGGUGGAUAAGAGGCAUGGUUUUACGUAUGUACAGGGAGCUGCGGAUGAUCAUGAACUAUGGUCAUGUGGAUUGACAUCCCAGAUGCUAUGGGAUAAUUUAAAUUUUUUGGGAGAUCCGACCAAAUCAGAUGACAGCCUCCAUACUUUCGUGCGUCAACUAGUUUCUAAAAAGGAAAGGAACAUAGAUAGCUCAAGCUUUUCAAAUGCAUUUCCAUGUAUCAACCACAUUACAAGAGAAUUAGUACUGGGCCGAGUCGUGGACGGCCUUGAUAUAAAGUCAGAAAUGGUUCGGAUGCUGGCCCAAGAAUAUUCACUGGUGAUAAUUUUGAGCAAAAAUGUUACAUUAUCAGUUGUCAACGAGAGGACAAGUGAUAUCAUAAAAAUAUAUCCGCUGCAAAGUGGUUGCAAACGCAGCUCGAAGGACCUAAGGGGAAAAUUGCCUGAGAUAUCCUCUUUGAUAUCCAAUCAUAUCAGAAGUCUUAAGUGCCGUGAUAAACCCAUCUUAGUGUCCUGCAAUUCCGCUACAGACAUGUCAAUUGGUGUCCUGCUCUCUGUUCUCUGUAGUAAUUACCAACUCGAUUGGUAUUUGCAAGCACCUACGAAUGUUAACAAAAUUAUUAUUCGUAAGCACCUCACCAAGCUCAUAACACUUCUCGAGGACCGCAACGUAAAUCCAUCAAGAGCGACCUUGAAUAGUGUCAAUAGCUAUUUAAUGUAG